AAGUUUCUAAUUAGAGCCUUUGCUCACUUUUUGGAUUAUUUAUCUCCAAUUCCAAGUUUCUCGGGAUAUUUUGUGCUUUUUAAGGAAUUUGGUAGAAUUAAGGAAAUUGGUUUUGAGUGAAGGAAAACCAAGAAAUAUUUUACUAUUCUUUCACUUUUCUAGUAUUGAUUUCCCUGGCCCUUCCCCAAGCCAGGCAACAUCUGUGGUAACAUCUGUCCUUUCCACAGUUCACAUCACAGGAAUUUUUCUUUCCCAGGAAGCUGAAAUGGAAAGUUAGCCCUAAUAAACGAGCACACACCCUGGCUGUACAUUUUGAAACCUGUGUUUCUUUUCGGUCAGGGACUGGUUGGUCAGUUUGUGUUUUGGUUUUUGUUCCUCUGUCUUUGACAGAGGUCGAAGGUUGGUUUCCUUAUCUCGCCCACCCCCACCCCUCCAUGUGUGUCACAACUCUUGCUUUGAGUCUUCAUCUUGGAUCUCAUGGUAUUGUCUUGCACUGAAAACUGGAGGAUGCCAGAGUUCCAAGCCCAAAGACUUGGAUUUGAGCCCUGAUUCUGCCUCUGAUGAGACAGGAAACUUUGGGCAAGUCACUUCCUGCCUCUGCCCGAUGCACCUGACCAAGAGCUUAGUUAGGCAAUUGUGGGUGGGUGAAGACUAAACAAAUAGGAUACCAGGCAGGGUGUUUAUGUUUUAUACCUUUACUACCUUUUAGAAGAUGAUAUUUAGGUAGGAAGCGUCCUGUAGCAGUUUCUGACAGUUUUUAAGGUGUCAUCAGUACCUUGGUUGAAUAACUCAGUCUUCUUCAGGGUAUUGUUUGAGAAAGGGGAACAAUUAGAUGUCAUCAGUGAGAAGGGAGCGGGUGAUACUGAGAGGACCGCCCCCCCUCAAAAAAGCCAUGGCAAGGAGAGAAUCAUUAAGUAAUGACCUUAUCGAUUAGCUCAUGGGUGGGAAGAAAUCUAAAUUGAAAAGGUAUAUAUAACUUGGUUGUCUCAGGAAAAUUCAUGUAUAAGAAUUCUGAUUUACCAGGCAAAUUAGGAGUUUAUUCACUUAUUCACCAGACAUUUAUUGAGCACUAAGUGACAGCCCUGUGCCAGGCAUAGUUAUUUGUGUUAGAAUACUCUUUCUUUUUAAUUAGGUGUCCCAUAUAGAUUUACCAAAUGAGAUUUAUAAACACAGGUCUGGAAACUUGUCCAAGUCACCUAGCAAUAAGUGGUAGAUGUGGCCUUUGAAUGCAAGUAGUAUGACUCCAGAAUCCAUCAUCCUACCCCCUGCUGUGCUGCUCUGAGGAAGAAGCUGUAUGUAGCCCAAAUCUGGUAGGGAGGGGUUCCCCAGGGCUGUUGUUUUGGUUCCAGGGCUGUAGGCCGUAGGCCCCUCCUUUAAUAAGCUCCGUGGUACAUUUGCGUGUGUGUGUAAUAGUAUAUCAUAAUAUGUCAUAGUUUUAAAUAUAAUUGAUUCAUUUUUCACAAGUUCUAUGUUUGUAGAUUAACUAACAUUUAUUUGUAACACCAAAGUUAGUACUCGUACUUUUGCAGAUAUGUGCCGGGUGGCAAAAAUUUGAGUUGCCUGAUGCACACACGCCAAGCUGAGGUCAGACAUGGUAACGCUCUGCCUUCUUAUUUCAGCUCAAACUUAUUUAAUGGCAGGGGGUUUGUUUGGGUUUUUGUUUGUUUGUUUGUUUGCAAUUUUUGCUUUUUGUUGGUUAUUUCUCUGUUUAAAAUGGCCCCCAAGUGUAGUGCUGAAGUGCUGUCUAGUGUUCCUAAGUUCAAGAACGCUGCACUGAGCCUUAGAUAAGCUUCGUUCAGGCAUGAGUUAUAGCGCUCUUGGCUAUGAUUCAACAUUAAUGAAUCAAUAAUAUAUAUUUAUUAACAAAGGUGUCUUUAAACAAAAACACAUGAUCAACUGAUUUUCUGACCAGUCUUAGGAACCCAACCUUGUAUUUGCUUGAUCAGUUAUGGUUCAGCAUUUGCUACUUAAAGUGUUCUUGGUGACUCAAGAACAUGCCUACUGUGAAUGAGAAUCAGUUGUAUGUAUAUGUUUGGAGAGUGAGUGAAUAUGCAUGAGCAAGCCUAACCUUAGAGAUGUGUUUCCUAAAGCAGGAAAUUGUACUUUGUGGCUAUGUUCCCUGAUGCUUCAUUGUACCUGGAGAAUCAAGCAGCUAGACUGAUCAGUCCCAUUUUAAAUGGAGGCCCACAGAUGUCACACAGGAACCCAGCACUCCCCACCUAGCCUUAGAUCUUCCCUAGUAUAAUCACUGUCCCACUUUCUAAAAGGUACUUCUACAUGUCCACUCUCCUUAGAUCCCCAUCCCUAGCCCCCACCCUAGCAGGUUACUGUGUCCUAGAAUAGAAAGAAAGCAGAAGCUUCAGGCCAACCCCUCAUGCCCCCUCCCCGCUUCAUCCACCAGCCCAGGGCAUGGACAUGAGCAUCAGAGCCAGUGUGCCCUGCUUUCCCUCCUGGUACAAUGUAGAGCCCUUCUCCCCAUUCUUCUGGACCUGCCGUUCCCUCCCUCAGCUAGCAGCUCUGGGGUCUCCCAUGGUGAAACAACAAAACAGAAGCCCUUAUCUCCAGGUUCUCUCUCACCCAUUUCACUCCCUUCUCAGCCAUAUGCCCCAAGAGCUCUCUGUGUUCACUUCUACCUCUCUGCCCUCAUCCCUGUCUAAGUUUUCAUCCCAUCACUCCACUGAAAUCCUUCUAGUCUUGCCAACUCCAGCCCUUUGGUGCCCUUCUAUACAAUUUUCCAAACUCCUCUCAGCCUUCCUGACAGUAUUGCCUCCUGCCUUUGCGUCUUUCCCUUGCUUGCUUCUCUGCUCAUCCCGAAUGUUGGGGUGGCUUGGAAUGUCUUAGUGUCAUCUGUCAAUACUCAGACCCCAGGAUCUCAUCUAGCCUGUGGCUUUACAUGCUGUCCUCACCAAUGCCUUCUGGGUUUGUGGCUUCCACUUCCUUUUGGAGCCUCAGACUCAGUCCACCUUGCCUACCUGAUACUUCACCUUGGAUGUCUCAUGGGCACCUAGAACUUAAUAUAAGAAAAACAAGUUCUUUGCCCCCUAAGCACAUUCCUUCAUCUUCCCACCCUGGUAAAUUGCGCCACCAUUCAGACAGUUGCUUGAGCCCCUAAGCUAGGAGUCAGGGUCAUCCUUGGUUCCUGUUUUUCACACUUUCUCCGCACACCCAUUCAUCAGCAUGUCCUGGGCCUGUUCACUCUCAUCUCUGCCUUGUUCAUCUCAGUCCAGCAUCUCUAGCUUGGAUGGAUGUCGUGGCCUCUUUCUACUUAAGCACAUCCCCUCCCCCAAAAAAUCUGUUCACAGCAGCCAGAGUGAUCUUUUAAAAGCAGAAAUCAGAUCUUGUCACCCCUCUGUUUUAAGACCCUGAUGGCUUCCCUUACACUUUAGUAGGAGCUGCAAGGCCCAGUUAUCCAGACCUGCCUCUUGUGCCCUGCUGUGCUCACUCUUGUUCCCAAAAGCCCCAUCUCUGGAACCUGUUCCUGCCUCAGGAACUCUGCACUUGAUCUGCCUCUUCUUCUUCUGUCAGUCAGCUUUCAACCCACCCACCUACCCACCACCACUGUUCUGUUCAUUUUCUAACAGCACCCAUUAUUUGUUUACUUAUCUACACCCUGCCACACCAGCACCUCCCUCACCCCUAAACUCAACUCUGAGCUUUGUGAGAAUGAAGACCUUAUUUGUCCUGCUUUUUGCUGUACCCCUAGUGCCAGCACAGUGCUUGGGAUGGAAUAAAUGCUCAAUAAAUGUCAGUUAGAUGACAGUGCAAAUCCCAGUGAUUGAAAGCAAAUAGGUAAGUUGUUCAUGCCUGAAAAAAACUGCUUCUAUGACAGGAAGAACCUAAGAGUAGAUGUAUAUAGUUAUAUAUAUUUGUCAGGGACUGCUAAAGUGAUGCCCACAGUGCAGCAUUGCCAGUCGAGGAGCUGCCUAAAAACCCCAGACCACCAGCACACACCCCCGGAGACUCUGGUUCACCAUAGUUCAGGCCCCAAGUACGCAUUUGAAUAGAUUCCACUGUGGAUCCCCCCUGCCCCAUGCCUUGAGAAACACUGGUUUGGAGCAUAUUAAGUGUCAUUACUAUUUUAAAUUCACUUCUCUACUUCUAACAUUUAUCUUUUGGAAAAAUAAAAAAUUGAGUUAGAGAAAUGAUGAUGUUGACUUUUGGAAACAGGAAUAUAAAUCUGGUUUCCAGGCUACAUGGAAAGAGCUGUGUGGAAAUGUUUCCUUUGGAAUCAUCAUUGGAAAAAGGCAUGUUUUCUCUUCCCCUUUGGAAGUUAAGUUAAAUGUUUACUAUUGGGCAUACUGGACUGAAGUGGGCUAUAAUUACCAUAUAUUAACAUAUCUCAAUAAAGAGAAUACCCUUAGAAAUUAACCUGGGGCAAGUCCUAUGAGGCAAUACUCAGUUUUCUUAUGCCAUAGAAUGUAGCAAAUGUUUAUUGAAUACCAACUAAAUCCAAAGGAUUCCUAAGGGCACUUUGUUAGGCAAUGGGGAUGAUAGUAAGCAAUACAGACCUUGCCUUCAAGGAGCUCCAGAUCUGAUCACGGACAGACAAAAAGGCCAAUGCAGUGUAGAACGGUGCUGUGUGGGCAUGUGACCCAGGCCUCUGGCAUGAGGGAGGGCUGAGCUGAGCUCAUGACUAGUUCAGUCAUGCAGGACUACUAAGAAAGCAAGCUGAAGAGAGAGCAGAUGCCCUGCCAUGGUUUCUAAAUCACGUUAAGGGGACUAGAGUUGAUUCCAGGGAAACUGAAGAGCUGGGGGUGGAAUGUGGAGACUUGAGGGGAGUUUUUUACUUUGCAGUGUGAAAAAUAGGAAGGGGAAGCUCUUGCAGUAAUGCAGAUUGGCCUGAAUUAGCAUAGAGGCCACUGGGGACAGGGAGAAAUGGGGGUGAUUCCAGAGACUUAGGAGAAUUCACAGGACUUGAUGGGGGAAGGUGGAGUCGAGAAUGACAGCAGACCUAUAGUGUCACCAGCUGGGUGGAUGAUGGAACAGCUUUUGAAGUGGGUGAUUCAGGAGGUGGAGCAGGUAUGUGAGGGGAAGAUGAUGGAUUCAGCUGUGGGCAUGGCGAAGUUUGGGAUAGGCCCUGCCAGGCUGGGAGGAGAUCUGGGCUAGGAGUCAUUAGGCUUCUGAAACAAAGGUGAGGCCAGUCAGGAGGAAAUGAAGAGCGGAGGACCCAGACGGAACCCUGAGAAACAUCUAGGGGACAGACAGCAGAGGAGGAACCUGCACAGGUGGAAAAAAGAGGUGGAGUCACCAAAGCAAAAAGCAUUUCUAGAUGGAAGGAGGGGUACCCAAUAACAGACAAGGCAAUGGCUGAAAUAUCUUCUGGAUGUAACGAUACAAUGUUAGUGGAGUGCAGAGGGCUGAGGAGGAAAUUAAGGAAGUGAUGACAGCUAUUUCAUGAAGUUUGGCAUGAAGUGGGGAAAGAUGGUAGCAGGAGAGGUUGGAAGGAGUCAGGCUGAAGAGGAAUGGAGACUGAGGAGGAAAGGUGGGUCUCAGCAGGGUCAAGGAAGAGGUGGUGAAUUGAGUGAAAAAGGUUGAGAACUGAGUGAGAAAGCAUCGGAAAGAGAGAUACUUGAAUUUAAAAUUUCACAGAGUGAUGACAAGGGCUAGGCCAUAGGAUUGAAUGGCUAAGGGGACAACUGGUGUGUCAGGGAACUGGAUACAUUGUCCUGUCAGCUAUGUGGCUAUUCUAGAUAAGACCUGGGAUGGAAAGGAAAGCAGAGACCACAGUCUUCCUUGAAUGAGGGGGCAUGCAUUAAUGAGGAAGACUAGCAGGUGGUUCACCACUGGGAUAUGACUCAAAGAAUUGGUCUUUUUCAAAUGUAGGGUAGCUGAGGCCUUGGGAGCAGAAGCAACUUGCCAAGAUCAACCAACUAGGGAAAUAACCGCCUAAACUGUAGCCUGGACAUCUGCUGGGUGGCUAGUACUUGUGGAUCUUUACCUGAACCUCCUUGCCCUCUGUGUAACACCCACUCAAUCACUUGGGCGCCUGAGGAGGCCCUCCAACCAUUAGUACUGUGAUUAUUCAAUCUCUCUCCUUUCAAAAUGGUGCCGUCACCUUCCUCAAUCUUCUAGGGAUAAGAAAAGCCAUUUUCUGUGUUUCAUAGGAAACUAGCUCUGACAAGCACUGGUAAUUAUGACAUGUUUUGCUUCUGCCUAGGCCUGCUGGAUAAAUACUUGGGGUGGGGGCAUCGCUGACUGGAAUAGGAAGCUUUGUAAAGGAUAUGCACUCAGGCUUCAAGGCUCGGAGCUCAACAAGCAAAUGACAUCGUUGCUGAAAGAAUUCUCAUGUAUGACGCAACUACUGUAGUUUACAGUGUUUUUCUUCAUGUUUUCCAGGUCAUUUUAGGAAGAGCUUGAGGUUUGAAAGCCACAGUAUGAUUAUUUUUAAAGGAUUUUGCCCCCUGAAAUUCAAACAACCCCUUUUGUGUAGUCAUGGGGGUGGGGCAGUAAUCAGACCCCAGGAUUUUCCUAUAACCUUUGUUAGGGAGGUAACCAGAGGGGGAACCAGCUUAGCCUGUUUUGUGUCCUCCUUGAUCAAAAGGUAUCAUUUUUGGAUAAAUGUGUCACCGUUCAGUGCUGUUGUGACAUGAAAAAAUCCUAUGUAGGGCAUGCAGGAAGGACAGGCAGUCUGGCACGGAGGGCUGAUAUGAACCCAUCUCGCCUUGUAGUGAAUCAUUCAUGUGCACUUCCUGAAAAGAACCUUCCUGUUUGAAUAUCUCGUAAUAAAACCGGGGAGUUCACCAUUACUCGUGAGAGAGUCCUUGCAGCAGCGAAUGAAAGGGGCUGGGUCACCGCAGAAACACUUUCACCCCAGGUACCCUGCGGUCUGAGAACACUAGAACAGCUCCGCGUGCGUCCACCAGGGUUAGGAUCCCGAGCUUGCAACAUCUGGGUUAGGUCCUCGAGGGUCUCGCGGGGUCUGGGAGUGUAGGGUAUGUUUAUGGGCGACCAGCUGACAGACUGGGCUUUCGCUCUGCAUAGUGCCACUAUCCACCUAGGCAAACUCGGGCGUAGCCGCCUGGCCGUUCCCAAACAGCCUGCCCUUCUACCCCUUUGCCCCACGCUACCCACCUCACUCUCGCCCACCCUGCAGUCUGAUAAUGGAUUCCCUGUUCCCUUUUCUUUCAGGGUGCGCCCUUUUGGCCUCUUCCUACCCCUCCACACGACCAAUGACCGAUUCUGGGCUUCCUUCGGGGCUCACCCUGGGAACCCCGCACUCCCAUCUGCGCUCAGACCCACACACCUCGGUCCGACAGGGCCUACCCUGCCCUGGACUUCCUGGACAGACCCGGGAAACAAACAAAAACCCCACAAGAUUUGACCCGGAGAGCAUCCUUUGGAGCCUCUGCCACCUGACAGAAAUAUCGGACUCCAUCUUGUCGCACCCAACCCCCUGUCAGAGCUGAGUGUGUGGGGACCAGACUUUGCCCCUCCCCAAGCAGGGGAGGAGGCUUAGCACAAGGUCCGGGAACCCUCUGCGAUGCCUGAGUGUGUCUCUCUCCCACCCCCAGCCCGGCUCCCGUCAUGAGUGCCGAGCUCAAUGUUCCUAUGGACCCCGCCACUCCUGCCUGCUCUGAUCCUGGCCAUAAGGGUAUGGAUUACCGGGACUGGGUCCGCCGCAGCUACCUGGAACUGGUCACCUCCAACCACCACUCCGUGCAGGCCCUCUCUUGGAGGAAGCUCUACCUGAGCAGGGCCAAGCUGAAGGCCUCCAGCCGUACCUCCGCCCUCCUCUCAGGCUUUGCCAUGGUAGCCAUGGUGGAGGUGCAGCUGGAGACGCAGUACCAGUACCCACGGCCGCUGCUUAUAGCCUUCAGUGCCUGCACGACGGUGCUGGUGGCCGUGCACCUCUUCGCCCUGCUCAUCAGCACGUGCAUCCUGCCCAAUGUGGAGGCCGUGAGCAAUAUCCACAACCUCAACUCCAUUAGCGAGUCACCGCACGAGCGCAUGCACCCCUACAUCGAGCUGGCCUGGGGCUUCUCCACUGUUCUUGGCAUCCUGCUCUUCCUGGCCGAGGUCGUGCUGCUCUGCUGGAUCAAGUUCCUGCCUGUGGACGCGCGCCACCAGCCCGGUCCGGCACCUGGCCCCAGUGGCCACACGGGCUGGCAGGCCGCUCUCGUGUCCACCAUCAUUAUGGUACCUGUGGGCCUCAUCUUUGUGGUCUUCACCAUCCACUUCUACCGCUCGCUGGUGCGCCACAAAACUGAGCGGCACAACCGUGAGAUCGAGGAGCUGCACAAGCUCAAGGUGCAGCUGGAUGGGCACGAGCGCAGCCUACAGGUUGUGUGAAUCACUUCCCCGCAGGCUGGGGGAGCCUAUGUUUGGGGGAAUUUCAAAAAUGAAAAUUGCUCACAAGGCUGCCUAGACACUGCCAGACUGUUCAAGACCAAAGUUUUACUCCUGUCUUAAUGCUGUAAAACCUGAAUGAUUUUCCUUCAGAAAAUGGGAAUCUUUAAACAAGAGACUCUGUUGCCAAAAGCUUAGGGCAAAGAAAGGCUGAGUCCUUGGCCCUGGGGAUUUCCUGAGAAAGGAGGCAGGGCUCCCACCCUGUGGUCAUCUCAAAGAUAUGAAACAAGUGGCCUGGGAUGCAGGAAGCCUGGGGAAGGCCCUGAGAGUCAGGGUAGAGUUGUGAGUUUAGAUAUUUGCCCUGUGACACCUCCAGUGGGCUGCAUGGUAGCCAGGUGGCACGUCUGAUAGUGCCAACUUUCUGUGAUUAGGCGGGGACUAUGGCGAUUAGAUGGGGCACAGGAUUAUAGCUGGGCCUGGUGCUUCCCUCCCCUGUUCUGAAGGGAGUUGGGUGGCCUGGCUUGUAGGGAAGGCAGGAGUCUGGGGCACAUGUCAGCCCAGCAGGUGUGGUGCAUGCUCCAGGAGGCGGCACACUUAUAGGGCUUGGGGGAGGCUUCUAGGGUGGAGGCCUGGCAGGGUCAGGGAGGCAUGUCUGUGGACAUCCUAUGUGAGAUGCCCACUCGAGGAGGCUAUUAACUGAGGGGUACUCCAAGGCACACUGGGCCCAAAUGCUUUCUUCCCAGCCAGGCUGGAACCCCUGGCCACAUUGACCCAGCAAGGCCACCAGGUUGAGAAGGGCCCACAGUCCAGAGGCCUCCAUCUCCUGGCCAUGGAAUGCCCCCUGAGGCUGAGUCAGCUGCCCAUCUGAGUUGUGGCCACAGAAAGUCAAGGGUACUCGCUCAGGCAGCAGAGCCUGCCCAUCUUCCUGUUGCCCGUAGUACCAGGCAGCAGGAGGGUCAGCCUAGGGGACUUACUGUCUAGACAAGGCUGUUGACCUGUUCUGGUCUGUGGGUGGUGGCACCAGAGGCCAGUCGUGGCCAAAUGCGGGUCCUGCUUGUGACACGGAACUGCAGGAAGGCACAACCCCACAUAGUGCUCCUUGCUGGGCCCUCCAGGCCUCUCAGCCACACACUGGGGCCCAGCUCACACGUUUACUGCCAUGUGCAGGCUGGAUUCUGGUGUUUUCACUAAGGGCAUUUGGUAGCCUGUGUUCUUGGGCUGUUCACAUACAGGCUGCAGCUCAGCUUUCCUGUGAGCAUGCUGUGCCCCGAGCUGCUUUUAAAAACUACAUUGACCAUGUUGGCCAGCAGCCACCUGGAGGAGGCCUUUUCAUUUGUUUUCACAAGUCGUCAGUGGACUUCAUGCUCUGAUGCUAAUAUCUCUGUAGGGCCUGGGUUACCUGUGUCAAGAAAUCCUGCCUGACCCAGCUGAAGUUUCUGGGAAUGUGACCUACUGGUGAGAACAUAAACCUUAACAUGUAACUCUGAAAUGCUGAGGGACAUUCUGGGAACUGUGCUGAGAAUCACCAGUGUCAGUGAUGACACUUAUGGGAAGCCUGGCCAUGGUGUCCCACCGGGCCAGAGAAGAGUCCUGGCGUCUUUCAAAGGGCAUGUCCCUUGCAUCUUCUGCAGACAUUUGUCACGACUUGCUUGCUCUCUAGUGCAUGUUUCCUCUUUCUCAGAGCCCUGUUGAAAAGGCUUAUCUGGUUUACUGUUUGCUUUGCAAAAGAAUGUCAGCGUCAGUGCAAGACAGCUAUUUUGUGUCUCGGCAGUGACAAGAUAGGCUCGCUCUUCCCCAAUGCUGGGAGCAGGCAGCAAGCCCUUUCUCUGGCCUGAGUCUUUUGAGAGUGGCCAUGCUGGGCUCACUCUUGCCACCCACUUUCCUGGGCCAUCUGGUGCCCCCGCCCUAAGUGUGCCCGUCCCAGGGAGUGCCAUGCUUCCCAGACUGGAAAGUACACCCCAUUGCCAGUGGGGGCCAGCCGUUAUGCCUGAUCUGCUGGGCAGCGCUUUUGGUGUGGCCACAUCAAGAGUCAGACACUAGGUGUCCAAUGACAGUGCCACAGGGGUAGAAAAGAUGCCACAUACCAUGUUUAAACAGAUUGGGAAAAUAACAUUCUUGUAAUUCUUUGUUCUCUCAUCCAGCACGCUUUUCCAGUUCUGGCCUUUCUAGAGGCAUGAGGCAUUUCUGUGGGAACAUAGAAGACCAUGUGUCUUGGGGUUGGUGAUAGGUGGAGAGGACGCACAAGCUCAGUUUAACCCCGGAACUUGCUAGAUGGAAGAUAAGCUGCUAGUUGGAGCUGCAGGAACAACUCAGCAGGGCAGUUUGGAGGAGGGGCUGGCAAAUUAUAGGCUAGAAAUUUGGAUUCUGGAGGUUUAACCUGAUUGCGGAGCAUUCCAGUACAGUGGCCUCUGUGGUGAAGCGCCUUGGGCUGCCCUGGGGCCAGCGUGGGCUUGCCCUAUUUCCCUCUGAGCAGAGCCUUCCUGGUGCUCAUAAAACUUACGCCUGCAGAUACUGAGGCCCAUUCCAAAGUGGAACACAGUCUCCAUUUAGUACCUGACUAGAAGUUUCAAAACUCAAGUGUUUCUAUUUUAGAAACUGCCAGGGUAGAAGGUAUUUUAGUGUCUUCUAGGAAGGUCUGUGGAGGAUAAAACCGCACGAGCCUGCGUGUAUCGGAGGCUCAUCUGCAGUCCUUGCCUGCCUUGUGCUGAUUCAUUCAUUAUGCAUGACAUUGUGUAGAUCAUGUAUGGUGUGCAAAACCCCUGUCCUGUGUAUGGAUUUUUAAAACAGUUGCCCUGGAUUGAACUGAAUAAACAAGCUAUGAGUCGCUCUUUCUGCUCUGGAA
This is a messenger RNA of Pteropus alecto (black flying fox), 11128 nucleotides long. RefSeq names its product ORAI calcium release-activated calcium modulator 2 (gene ORAI2). Gene Ontology annotation, molecular function: store-operated calcium channel activity. Gene Ontology annotation, biological process: store-operated calcium entry. The transcript is spliced from 4 exons. Bases 7525 to 8289 code for a protein of 254 amino acids. Lineage: Eukaryota; Metazoa; Chordata; Mammalia; Chiroptera; Pteropodidae. Gene Ontology annotation, cellular component: membrane. The record is from RefSeq and is a predicted model, not a curated record.